Messenger RNA from Nyctereutes procyonoides (raccoon dog), 10811 nucleotides. It is a transcript of the gene SORL1, whose product is annotated as sortilin related receptor 1. The transcript has 48 exons. The coding region runs from base 24 to 6638 and encodes 2204 amino acids. Gene Ontology annotation, molecular function: protein binding. Gene Ontology annotation, cellular component: membrane; Golgi apparatus. Gene Ontology annotation, biological process: post-Golgi vesicle-mediated transport; protein targeting to lysosome; protein retention in Golgi apparatus. Lineage: Eukaryota; Metazoa; Chordata; Mammalia; Carnivora; Canidae. The record is from RefSeq and is a predicted model, not a curated record.
CCCGCGGCCGCGUCCGCCCGAACAUGGCGACGCGGAGCAGCAGGAGGGAGUCGCGACUCCCCUUCCUCCUCGCCCUGGUCGCGCUGCUGCCGCCCGGGGCCGUGUGCGCGGCGGGGGCGCAGACGCUGCUCGGCGGCCGCGCGCCCCUGCCCCAGGAGCGGGGCGUCCGCGUGCUGCGGGGCGAGGCGCGCGGGGGGCCGCGGGGGGCGGCCGAGGCGCCGCCGCGGAGGAGACGGAGCGCAGCCCUGCAGCCCGAGCCCCUCCAGGUGUACGGACAGGUGAGUCUGAAUGACUCCCACAAUCAGAUGGUGGUACACUGGGCCGGAGAGAAAAGCAACGUGAUCGUGGCCUUGGCGCGGGACAGCCUGGCACUGGCAAGACCCAGGAGCAGCGAUGUGUACGUGUCUUACGACUACGGAAAAUCAUUCAAGAGAAUUUCCGAGAAGUUGAACUUCGGCGAGGGAAACAGCAGCGAAGCGGUGAUCGCCCAGUUCUACCACAGCCCCGCGGACAACAAGCGCUACAUCUUUGCAGACGCUUAUGCCCAGUACCUCUGGAUCACCUUUGACUUCUGCAACACCCUCCAAGGCUUUUCCAUCCCGUUCCGGGCAGCUGAUCUCCUUCUGCAUAGCAAGGCCUCCGACCUCCUCCUGGGCUUUGACAGGUCUCACCCCAACAAGCAGCUGUGGAAGUCUGACGACUUUGGCCAGACCUGGAUCCUGAUUCAGGAACACGUGAAGUCCUUUUCUUGGGGUAUCGAUCCCUAUGACAAGCCCAACACCAUCUAUGUGGAGCGGCACGAACCCUCCGGCUACUCCACGGUUUUCAGAAGUACGGACUUCUUCCAGUCCCUGGAGAACCAGGAGGUGAUCCUUGAGGAAGUGAGAGACUUCCAGCUCCGGGACAAAUACAUGUUUGCUACAAAGGCGGUGCAUCUUCUGGGCGGUCUACAGCCAGCUUCUGUCCAGCUCUGGGUGUCCUUUGACAGGAAGCCGAUGCGAGCAGCCCAGUUUGUUACAAGACAUCCUAUUAAUGAAUAUUACAUCGCAGAUGCCUCCGAGGACCAGGUGUUUGUAUGCGUCAGUCAUAGUAACAACCGCACCAACUUAUACAUCUCAGAGGCAGAGGGGCUGAAAUUCUCCUUGUCCCUGGAGAACGUGCUCUAUUACAGCCCAGGAGGGGCAGGCGGUGACACGUUGGUGAGGUAUUUUGCAAAUGAGCCAUUUGCUGACUUCCACCGUGUGGAGGGGUUACAAGGAGUCUAUAUCGCUACUCUGAUUAACGGUUCGAUGAAUGAGGAGAACAUGCGAUCAGUCAUCACCUUUGACAAAGGGGGUACCUGGGAGUUCCUUCAGGCUCCAGCCUUCACGGGAUAUGGAGAAAAAAUCAACUGUGAGCUCUCCCAGGGCUGUUCCCUCCACCUGGCCCAGCGGCUCAGUCAGCUGCUCAACCUCCAGCUUCGGAGGAUGCCCAUCCUGUCCAAGGAGUCCGCUCCUGGUCUCAUCAUUGCCACUGGUUCAGUGGGAAAGAACUUGGCAAGCAAGACGAACGUGUACAUCUCUAGCAGUGCCGGAGCCCGGUGGCGAGAGGCACUUCCUGGACCUCACUACUAUACCUGGGGAGACCAUGGCGGCAUCAUCAUGGCCAUCGCCCAGGGCAUGGAAACCAAUGAGCUGAAGUACAGUACCAAUGAAGGGGAGACCUGGAAAACGUUCAUCUUCUCUGAGAGGCCAGUCUUUGUCUACGGUCUCCUCACAGAACCUGGGGAGAAGAGCACUGUCUUCACCAUCUUUGGCUCCAACAAAGAGAAUGUCCACAACUGGCUGAUCCUCCAGGUCAAUGCCACGGACGCCUUGGGGGUUCCCUGCACAGAGAAUGACUACAAGCUGUGGUCGCCGUCUGAUGAGCGGGGCAACGAGUGUUUGCUAGGACACAAGACUGUUUUCAAACGGAGGACACCGCACGCAACAUGCUUUAAUGGAGAAGACUUUGACAGGCCGGUGGUGGUGUCCAACUGCUCCUGCACCCGGCAGGACUAUGAAUGUGACUUUGGCUUCAAGAUGAGUGAAGAUUUCUUCUUAGAGGUUUGUGUUCCGGAUCCUGAGUUUUCUGGGAAGUCCUACGCUCCUCCUAUGCCUUGUCCUGUGGGUUCUACUUAUAGGAGAACAAGAGGGUAUCGGAAGAUUUCUGGGGACACUUGCAGUGGAGGAGACGUUGAAACACGACUGGAAGGAGAACUGGUCCCAUGUCCCUUGGCAGAGGAGAAUGAAUUCAUCCUGUACGCCAUGCGGAGGUCCAUCCACCGCUAUGACCUGGCCUCAGGAGCCACGGAGCAGUUGCCUCUCACCGGCUUGCGGGCAGCUGUGGCUCUGGAUUUUGACUAUGAGCACAACUGCUUAUAUUGGUCGGACCUGGCCUUGGACAUCAUCCAGCGCCUCUGUUUGAAUGGGAGUACAGGGCAAGAAGUGAUCAUCAAUUCUGGCCUGGAGACCGUAGAAGCCUUGGCUUUUGAAUCCCUCAGCCAGUUACUGUAUUGGGUAGAUUCUGGCUUUAAAAAGAUUGAGGUAGCUAAUCCAGAUGGUGACUUCCGACUCACGAUCGUCAACUCCUCUGUGCUCGAUCGGCCCAGGGCUCUGGUCCUCCUGCCCCAGGAUGGGGUGAUGUUCUGGACCGACUGGGGGGACCUGAAGCCUGGAAUUUAUCGGAGCAACAUGGAUGGUUCUGCCGUCCAUCGUCUCGUGUCAGAGGAUGUGAAGUGGCCCAAUGGCAUCUCUGUGGAUGACCAGUGGAUCUACUGGACAGACGCCUACCUGGACUGCAUUGAGCGGAUCACUUUUGAUGGCCAGCGGCGCUCGAUCGUCCUGGACAACCUCCCCCACCCCUACGCCAUUGCUGUCUUUAAGAAUGAAAUCUACUGGGAUGACUGGUCACAGCUCAGCAUCUUCCGAGCUUCCAAAUUCAGCGGGUCCCAGAUGGCGGUUCUCAAGAGCGAGCUCACGGGGCUGAUGGACAUGAAGAUUUUCUACAAGGGCAAGACAACUGGAAGCAAUGCCUGCGUGCCCAGGCCCUGCAGCCUGCUGUGCUUGCCCAAGGCCAACAACAGUAAGAGCUGCCGGUGUCCAGAUGGCGUGGCCAGCAGCAUCCUGCCAUCUGGUGACCUGAUGUGUGAGUGCCCCCGGGGCUACCAGCAGGAAAACCACACCUGCAUCAAAGAAGAGAACACCUGUCUCCGCAACCAGUAUCGCUGCAGCAACGGGAACUGUAUCAACAGCAUCUGGUGGUGUGAUUUUGACAAUGACUGUGGUGACAUGAGCGACGAGAGAAACUGCCCUACUACCAUUUGUGAUCUGGACACUCAGUUCCGCUGCCAGGAGUCUGGGACCUGCAUCCCUCUCUCCUACAAGUGUGACCUGGAGGAUGACUGUGGAGACAACAGCGAUGAAAGUCACUGUGAAAUGCACCAGUGUCGGAGUGACGAAUACAGCUGCAGCUCUGGCAUGUGCAUCCGCUCCUCCUGGGUGUGUGAUGGAGACAAUGACUGCAGGGACUGGUCUGAUGAAGCCAACUGUACUGCCAUCUAUCACACCUGCGAGGUCUCCAACUUCCAGUGUCACAACGGGCACUGUAUUCCCCAGCGGUGGGCGUGUGAUGGUGACAUGGAUUGCCAGGAUGGUUCUGACGAGGACCCAGUGAACUGCGAGAAGAAGUGCAAUGGAUUCCGCUGCCCGAAUGGCACCUGCAUCCCAUCCAGCAAGCACUGUGACGGUCUGCGGGAUUGCUCCGAUGGCGCGGAUGAACAGCACUGCGAGCCCCUCUGCACGCGCUUCAUGGACUUCGUGUGCAAGAACCGCCAGCAAUGCCUGUUCCACUCCAUGGUGUGUGACGGGAUCGUCCAGUGCCGUGACGGCUCCGAUGAGGAUGCGACGUUCGCAGGCUGCUCGGAAGACCCCGAGUUCCACAAGGUUUGUGACGAGUUCAGUUUCCAGUGCCAGAACGGAGUGUGCAUCAGCCUGAUUUGGAAGUGCGACGGCAUGGAUGACUGUGGUGACUACUCCGAUGAAGCCAACUGUGAAAACCCCACAGAAGCCCCGAACUGCUCCCGCUACUUCCAGUUCCGCUGUGAGAAUGGCCACUGCAUCCCCAACAGGUGGAAAUGUGACGGGGAGAACGACUGCGGGGACUGGUCUGAUGAGAAGGACUGCGGAGAUUUACAUAUCCUUCCCUCCCCUACUCCCGGGCCCUCCACGUGUCUGCCCAAUUACUACCGCUGCAGCAGCGGGGCGUGCGUGAUGGACAGCUGGGUGUGCGACGGGUACCGGGAUUGUGCCGACGGCUCGGAUGAAGAAGCCUGCCCCUCGCCCGCAAAUGUCACUACUGCCUCUGUUCCCACUCACCGUGGGCUCUGUGACCGAUUUGAAUUUGAAUGCCGCCAACCAAAGAAAUGUAUCCCCAACUGGAAGCGCUGUGACGGCCACCAGGAUUGCCAGGAUGGCCAGGACGAGGCCAACUGCCCCACACACAGCACCUUGACCUGCAUGAGCAGGGAGUUCAAGUGUGAGGAUGGCGAGGCCUGCAUCGUGCUCUCUGAGCGCUGCGAUGGCUUCCUGGACUGCUCGGACGAGAGUGACGAGAGGGACUGCAGCGAUGAACUAACUGUAUACAAGGUACAGAAUCUUCAGUGGACGGCUGACUUCUCUGGGGAUGUCACUUUGACCUGGAUACGGCCCAAGAAGAUGCCCUCUGCUUCUUGUGUCUAUAACGUCUACUACAGGGUGGUUGGAGAGGGCAUUUGGAAGACUGUGGAGACCCACAGCAAUAAAACAAACAUGAUAUUGAAAGUCUUGAAGCCAGACACCACGUAUCAGGUUAAAGUCCAGGUCCAGUGUCUGAGCAAAGUGCACAACACCAACGACUUCGUGACUCUGAGAACCCCAGAAGGAUUGCCAGACGCCCCUCAGAAUCUCCAGCUGUCACUCCACAGGGAAGAGGAAGGUGUGAUCGUGGCCCACUGGAUCCCUCCCACCCACACCCAUGGCCUCAUUCGAGAGUACAUUGUGGAAUACAGCAGGAGUGGUUCCAAGAUGUGGGCCUCCCAGAGGGCUGUUAGCAACUUUACCGAAAUAAAGAAUUUGUUGGUCAACGCUCCGUAUACGGUCAGAGUGGCUGCGGUGACAAGCCGUGGAGUGGGAAACUGGAGCGACUCUAAAUCCAUUACCACCGUCAAAGGAAAAGUGAUCCCACCCCCAGACAUCCACAUCGACAGCUUUGGCGAGAAUUCCCUAAGCUUUACCCUGACCAUGGAGAGCGACGUCAAGGUGAAUGGCUACGUGGUGAACCUCUGCUGGGCAUUUGACACCCAUAAACAAGAGAAGAAAACUUUGAACUUCCGGGGGAGCAUCUUGUCACACAAAGUUGCCAAUCUGACUGCUCAUACGUCCUAUGAGAUUUCUGCUUGGGCCAAGACUGAUCUGGGGGACAGUCCUCUGGCAUUUGAGCAUGUCACGACCAAGGGAGUCCGCCCUCCCGCUCCUAGCCUCAAAGCCAAGGCCAUCAAUCAGACUGCAGUGGAAUGCACCUGGACGGGCCCCAGGAACGUGGUUUAUGGUAUUUUCUAUGCUACAUCCUUCCUUGACCUGUACCGCAAUCCGAAGAGCUUGACUACUUCCCUCCACAACAAAACAGUCAUUGUCAGUAGGGAUGAGCAGUAUUUGUUUCUGGUCCGGGUGGUGGUGCCCUACCAGGGCCCGUCCUCUGACUACGUUGUGGUGAGGAUGAUCCCAGACAGCAGGCUCCCACCUCGGCACCUCCACGUGGUUCAUACCGGCAAAACCUCUGCUGUCAUCAAGUGGGAGUCCCCGUAUGAUGCUCCUGACCAGGACCUGUUAUAUGCAAUUGCUGUUAAAGAUCUAAUAAGAAAGAGCGAUAGGAGCUACAAAAUAAAAUCCCGCAACAGUACCGUGGAGUACACCCUGAACAAGUUGGAGCCCGGAGGGAAAUACCACAUCAUCGUCCAGCUGGGGAACAUGAGCAAAGAUUCCAGCGUAAAAAUCACCACAGUUUCAUUAUCCGCACCUGAUGCCUUAAAAAUCAUCACAGAAAAUGACCACGUUCUUCUGUUUUGGAAAAGUCUGGCUCUGAAGGAGAAGCAUUUUAAUGAAAGCAGGGGCUACGAGAUACACAUGUUUGAUAGUGCCAUGAAUAUCUCAGCAUACCUUGGGAAUACUACUGACAACUUCUUUAAAAUUUCCAACCUGAAAUUGGGUCAUAAUUACACUUUCACUGUGCAAGCAAGAUGCCUUUUUGGCAGCCAGAUUUGUGGGGAGCCUGCUGUCCUGCUGUAUGAUGAGCUGGGGUCUGGUGGGGGCGCCUCAGCGUUUCAGGCCGCCAGGUCUACUGACGUCGCUGCCGUGGUGGUACCCAUCCUGUUCCUGAUUCUGCUGAGCCUGGGGGUCGGGUUCGCCAUCCUGUACACAAAGCAUCGGAGGCUGCAGAGCAGCUUCACCGCCUUCGCCAACAGCCAUUACAGCUCCCGGCUGGGCUCGGCCAUCUUCUCCUCGGGGGAUGACCUGGGAGAGGAUGAUGAAGAUGCUCCUAUGAUAACUGGAUUUUCAGAUGACGUCCCCAUGGUGAUAGCCUGAAAGCUUUCCUCACUAGAAACCAAAUGGUGUAAAUAUUUUAUUUGAUAAAGAUAGUGGAUGGUUUAUUUUAAAAGAUGCACUUUGAGUUGCAAUAUGUUAUUUUUAUAUGGGCCAAAAACAAAACAAAACAAAAAAAAAAAAAAGGAAAGAAAGGAAUGAAUACACUUUGUAGUAAUCAACUGUGAACUUCAAACCAGGUUGAUUUUAGUAACCAAAUUGCUUUGAUUUCAUAUUAAUGUAGUCUUACAGGGCUGUGCUUGCUGGGCAUGCUUUUAAGUCUGUGAGAUAAUUUUGGUUCAAUAAAUUGGCCGUUCUUUUUAUUUUUCUAAGACACAGAAAUGUAUUUAAAUAAAAAACUUCAAGAGAGGGUGAUGGGUGAAAUCCCUCCCACCCCCGCUCAUUGAAAGUGUGCUCAAAUUUUAAAUUUUGUUCGGAUUUAGUUUCUAUGAAAGUGUAUGCGUGUAUUCUGGGAGAGGGCGGGGGUGGGGAAGGGAAGGUUCUUUUCUGUAAUUUUGUUAAUUUAUUGGGACUCCGUAAGAGGCAAGGCUUUAGUGGUCAUCUGACUCUGCACGUCACGAGGGGUCGCAGGGCUGAGAGGUGGGGACCAGAAGCAGUUUCGUUGCCGUUCGCGGAACAGGCCGUUUUUGUUCGCUUGUGUGUCACUUAAUGGUGUUUGGCAGGAGAGCACAUUGACUCAUUGCUCAGUUUCAGUUAAACAGAGCUGCAGCUCGGGAGGCCCUGCAAGCCACAGCAUCUUCUCUUACGUUACUGGACAGAAUCUCACUGUAUACGCCUCUGCACAAGAUGUAGCCUUCGGCGCUACACGAUGACAGCACUGCUUCAUUAUACACUGGUGUCAUGGUCAUUGCCACGAACGACUCUGCUUGUGGGAGAGUUCCAGAUCUGUGCCAUGAUAGAUACACUGGCAGAUCGAGUACCUACUUUGUCCUUUGCGGAUAUUUGGUUUUUACUUAACCACCGAAGAAUCUCGAAACCUCGAAUGUAAAGUUUUAUAUUUAUGUUGAGGGUGGCCACUUACUGUCUUGAAAGCUCUACACCUGAUAUAUGCAGUCAUUUUGAAUUGGGUCAGUGCCUUCUCUCUCUCUCUCUCUCUCUCUCUCUCUCUCUCUCUCUUCUUUCCUUCCACCUCCUUCCCCUCCCCUGUACCCCCACCCAGUGCAAAGAGUGCCAUUCACACAUGGAUACAGGAGAUGGAUGGAUUUGAGACCAUUCUAUCCAAUUGACAGUUGCAGCAACACUACAGUUUCUUCAGUCUGUAGAACAAACUGAGCUUUUUAAAAAUUUUUCCUUCUGCCUUUCAGUGCCACCCCGGUAUUCAGAUCAUGGCCACUUGAUAGGUUUGUGGAAUCCACCGUGGAUUGAUGCUCGUAGGCACCAAUGUCCAGCGCUGCCGUGACUCCUACUGUAUGAGCCUCACUGCAGAACUUCUCAGCGGAGAAGCCUUGAGCUCUGGGGAUAUUCCAAAGUCAUAUUUCUGAAUAUACAUCCUUUAUAUGCAAGCUUUGUAAAGGCCCCUUCUCCUCUGAGGUGCACUGUAUCACCUUCUCACAAGUAUUUGCUUUCUUUAAACCAAAAGUAUCAUUCUUGUGUGAGGAUAUAGUUUUGUUCUAUCUAGUGAUUGCCUGGAAAACAAAGAGCCAAUUAAAUUCUUUAAGUUUUAAAAAUUUUAAUUUAUAUAUAUAUAUAACAAAGAGUAUUUUAAACUGUAGACACGUAGUAUGUCACGUGCUAAGGCCCCAUGUUAUUUUAACAAGUGGUGAUCAUGAUGAGCCUCCUUCCAGCAUUUUUUCCCCUUCCUCUAUGACUUUUUUAAAGAAUGGCAUUUCUUUGACUUUAUCCUGUCUUAUCUUGGAGUUUUGUUCAAAACUCCUAAGCGCUGCCCCCCCUCCCUUUAGUGAAGCUCUUUAAGUAGCUGAAAGAUGAAUAGUCAGGUGGGAGGCAAAGUCAUUUAAUUGAAGCACUAGAAAGUAUAUUUUCUUCUUUUCUUUUUCUGCCGACUUUUUGUUGGCAUUCGUAAAAGCUGAUAUAAAAGGCUCUGAGACUUCAUUUUCCAUUAUUCUGUAGGCAAGCCUUUUUCCAGAGCCUGUGACUCCAGUGGACAACGUGAGAUAUUUCUGAGCAUCCGGUCAUUGUUAGCAGUGCCUCCCAGGGCCAGCCCACAGUACUGUAUAGACCGGCCAUUCCUCUCCCCCCCCCCUCCCCCCAGAAUAUGCCACUGUGCUGUUUGAGAAAAAGCAGCCUUUUAGGGCUAGAGUAUUUUCUAUAAACAGAAGAGCUACGUUUCUGAAGACUAAGCUAGGUAGAUGCAGCUAUGUGUAAAUUGUAUAUUUUUAUGAACUUUUCACGCACGCACUCUUCCUUCUCCAUAGUUUGGUGGGCUUUGGGUGUACACCUGCCAUCUGCAAGAGUCCAGAGGUUGGAGUGGCCAUAGGAAAUGAGAACACAGAGUAUGUGCAGCCUUUGAAGGGACCCGAUAAUUGUCUUCACUGUGACCGAUUGGAGCCCCUGGUGGUUUGUGAAGAAGGGGCUUUUUAUUUUUAUUUUUAUUUUUUUUUUGUACCUUUGUUGGAGAUGCCACCUCAGAAGUUCACACUGUACCAGGAAAAGAUUUCAUUCUCUCCCAGCCCACGUUAGAGUGUCCGAAGCCCACAUCCACGUGGACUAUAUGGGCCACCAACGGACCACUCCAGUUUGGCAGGCAGGGCGAUUGUGUACAGAUUUUCUCUGGAAGCUGAUUUUUGCCCCUUUAUAUCUUGAAUGCCCCUUGAGCCUUAUGAGAUACGGGUCCAGGCGGAUGAAAUGACAGAGAGUAGAAUUCUGCAGAAGAGUCCGGGGAGGAGCCGUGUCUCUGCAGAUGUUUCCAGACAGGUGAGAAGCUCCACUAAGUACUGGCUGCCCUGACAUACUGGGUACAAGGUUAUAUGAUGCUGGGUAACUGGAUGAAACUUUGGACUUUGGGAAGAGAGGUGGCUGGGAUUCCAUCUCUGCCCAUAUCACUAGGGACAUUUAGGUGGGAGAGAUGUGGGACACAGCUCUGUGUUCUCUCCUGCCCAUCAUCCUGGCCUACUAGAUUUAGGCUGUGCUUCAGCCAUCUAAGGAAUGUAACCCGUCUCAAACAGUGGCCAUUUGGGGGAGACCUGGGGAGAGUGAUGGUGUGGUUAGGCUCUUACAGAUAAUCACCCACUCCCCCUUGGAGAAUCCUGCCGUCAAAUAUUCACCCAGUGGUCACUCCAUCCUGUAAGAUUACAGUCCCAGUACAUCCUUAAGGGCAGAUACCUCAUCUUGUUAGCUUUGGUUGGUCACUCUCCUACUCAUGGGGUGAUGGUGAAUCCCCAAGAAGAUUUUUCUCUUCCUCCGGCAGACCUGGGAAACCCCUCAGAGAAGGGGUCUGGAAGAGAAGUCAACUGAAUACCAUCUCCAUAUUGAUUUUCAGAAUUGACUCUAAAACUCUGUGCAGAAUCUUCACUUUGUUGGGAUUGUAUCUUGACAUUCCUAGUAUGUUAUUUUUAUUAAACUGGAGUGUGUGCUGCCUUUCAGGUACAACUUUUGUGUAAUAAGAGCCAGUGCAUUAAGUUUAUAUAGACUACUUUCUAUGCAAGACUGAGAUAUGGAAUAGAUAGCGAGAGGUACGGAUAGUUGGGUACGUAGACAAUGAGCAUGUUCUCAGAAUGGAAGCCACCAUCGGAUGUGGGUUGAGGGAGGAUAGGUUGUGUAUAUGUUUCCGCCCACUAAUUUCGAGCAGCCAUAUUAUGAAGUAAAUCCUCAGAGCCAAGUAACCCAAGAAUGGUAUUCGUUUCAUGUUACAAUGAUGCAAAUGGGAUAAGUGUGAGUGCUGAAGUGGAACAUCAUUCUCAGAUAUUCCAUGUCAUUUCUCAUUUAAAGACUCUUGUUAUGAAUUAUUAGAAACUUUAGGCAAAAUUGAAGUAUCGGCAGCAAAAUAAAGGCCUACUCUGUUCUUAUUUAAAGUGAAACACUGUAUUCUUGUUUCCCUCCAAAGUGAAAUUAGGCAUUUAUGAUUUCAAUCACCUUGAUACGUUUCCAAAUCACCGAUUUAUGCUGAAGAUUUUACUAUAUUGUUGCACAAUUUUACGAUAAUUUUUGUCUCAAUGUCAACUUUUUUCACUGAAUAAAAAUUUAACUGGGUCAAGGAAA